Peronospora matthiolae is the source of this 1011-nucleotide messenger RNA. Lineage: Eukaryota; Oomycota; Peronosporomycetes; Peronosporales; Peronosporaceae. The record is from the annotation of a GenBank genome assembly.
AUGGCGGUCGUCACGGGUCGUCCACGGAAAGACUGCGUCGCGUUUCUACGCACGCACGACAUUGAAGAUCUGUUUUCUGUUUUAAUUUGCAUGGAGGACUGUCUGCCGAAACCGUCAGACGAGCCCAUUCGACUGGCGCUCGAAGCCCUCAAUGUGCGUCCAGAAGACGCGGUGAUGGUCGGCGAUACCGUCGAUGACGUGAUCGCAGCGCGCAGAGCCGGCACAGUAGUCUAUGGCGUAUUGACACCACUUGAUCAUGCCAGGUCUGUGCUUGAGCAGGCACCAGCAAGAAUCGAAACAGUGCUGAUGGAAUUGGGCGCGUCAAGGGUAUUGAAGCCCGGACUCGCAGAGCUUCUGGACCUCAUUCCAGCGGUGAAAAGCAACAAAUCAAAAGCAAGUGCUGAGACGAGGCAGCAGACAGCUGGUAAGCGAGAAGCAACCAUCUGUCGUGUGACAAACGAGACAUCAAUCAACGUCAAGUUGUCAUUGGACGGCACAGGCAAGUCCAAGGUGAGCUCGGGAAUCGGUUUUCUCGACCACAUGUUGACGGCGUUGGCCAAGCAUAGCCGUUUUGAUCUCGAGCUCGAGUGCAAAGGCGACACGUGGAUUGACGACCAUCAUACAACGGAAGACUGUGCGCUCACGCUCGGUGAAGCUUUUGAUGCAGCACUCGGGGACCGUGCGGGUAUCGCUCGCUUUGGAUCCGCUUGUGUACCGCUGGACGAAGCGCUGUCGCGCGCUAUUGUGGACAUUUCGAGCCGCGCACACAGCGAGAUCAACUUGCAGCUGGUCCGACCGAACGUGGGCGAGCUGUCGUGUGAGAUGAUCACGCACUUUUUUGAGUCGUUUGCAAGCGCCGCCCGCGUGACGCUGCAUGUUGACGUCCUGCGCGGUCGCAACGACCAUCACCGUGCUGAAGCGUCCUUCAAGGCUCUGGCUGUUGCGCUGCGCACUGCUGUCAAGCGCGAUGCCACUGCCGGCGUGCCUAGUACCAAGGGCGUGCUGGCAUAA